Molecule: messenger RNA, 486 nt
Organism: Anthostomella pinea
Lineage: Eukaryota; Fungi; Ascomycota; Sordariomycetes; Xylariales; Xylariaceae
Source: the annotation of a GenBank genome assembly
AUGGCGACGACACGCUCCGCCCAGGACGUCAUCAAGGCGCUCAACCUGUCCCCCCACCCCGAAAAGGGCUACUUCAUCGAGACGUUCCGGGAUCCCGCAACCGCGCCGUCGUCGACAACAGACAGCACGCCGCGCUCGUCCAGCACCUGCAUCUACUACCUCCUGGAGGGCGAGUCGGGGCUAUCGCACUGGCACCGCGUCAAGGACGCCGUCGAGGUCUGGCACCACUACGCGGGCGCGCCGCUGCAGCUGUCGUUGUCGUGGGACGACGGCAAACCCGUCCGGGACGCCGUGCUGGGCAAGGAACUCUGGGCCGGCGAGAGGCCGCAGGUCGUCGUGGAACGGGGCGAGUGGCAGCACGCCCGCUCGCUCGGCGACUGGACCCUCGUCGGCUGCUCCGUCGCCCCCGCCUUCACCUUUGAGAGCUUCGAGAUGGCGCCGCCGGGCUGGGAACCCAAUCAGGGAGGGCAGGGUGCGGCUGCGUGA